Messenger RNA from Plasmodium berghei ANKA, 1932 nucleotides. RefSeq names its product U4/U6.U5 tri-snRNP-associated protein 1, putative. Gene Ontology annotation, biological process: maturation of 5S rRNA; mRNA cis splicing, via spliceosome. Gene Ontology annotation, cellular component: U4/U6 x U5 tri-snRNP complex. NCBI's taxonomy places the organism in Eukaryota, Apicomplexa, Aconoidasida, Haemosporida, Plasmodiidae. The record is from RefSeq and is a predicted model, not a curated record. The coding region runs from base 1 to 1932 and encodes 643 amino acids. The transcript has a single exon.
AUGGAGAAAGAGAAUGAAUUGAGCAUAGAAAAAACUAACGAGUUACGAAAAAAAUUAGGAUUAAAGGAGUUAGAAAUAGAGAAAAAUGAAAAAAGUGAUGAUAACAAAAAAAGUGUAAGGGGUAGAAAGAAAAAAGAAAAUAGAAAUAAUGAAAGAGAAGAUAAAGCAAAGGAAAAUGACGAAAAUACCCAAGUAAAAACAUUAAGCGAAGAAUUUAAAGAUGAUAUUGAUGAUGUUCAAAAUUGGGUGAAUAAAACAAGAAAUGCUAUGAAUAAAAAAUUAGAACAAGAAAGUAUAAAAUACAGUGAUGAAGAAGAUGAUAAAGAUCAAGAUGGUAUGUCAAAAAAAAAAGGAAAAAAACAAACAAAAAAUAGUAAAAAAAAUUUGAGUAAUUUAAAAGUACAACAUAAAAAUGAAGAUAUUCAAAAUGGUAUGGUUUUAACAUUGAAAGAUAAAAAUGUUUUAAGUAAUGAAGAUGACUGUUUAAUAAAUGAAGAAUUAAAAAAACAAAAUGUCAAAAACUUAAUAACAAAAAAUGAUGAUAACUAUUGGAACCAAAAUUAUUAUAAUCCGCUAUCAUAUUAUGAAAAUGAUUUAAAAAAUAAAAAUGAACAAAAAGAUAAUAAUACAUCUAUAAAUAUGAUUCCAAAAUAUGAUGAUAAAGACCAUUCCUUCGAUAUACAGAUAAAUUAUAAUGACAACGAAAAAGAAUAUGAACAAAAAAGUAACACAAAAAAUAGUAUUAAUAAAAUAAAAAUAAAAAAUACAGAAGAUUUAAGGAAAAGAAAUUUCAAUAGUACUGAUGAUAAAAUUACAAAAAGUAGUAAUGUUAUCCAAAUGAAAAAAAGAAAAAUUAAAAACAUAAAUAAAAGAAAAUCAGAUGAUGUGUGGAGCUUCUUAUAUAAAGAUCCAACAAAUGAUGAAAAAGAAUCAGAAAAAAAUAAUGGAGAUAAAAUAAAAAAAGAGAAAAAUACUGUAACAACAAAUAAUGAGAACGUAAAUACAAACAGUAAUAUUCUACAAGAUGUUAUGGAAAAAAUCAAAGAAGAAAAUAUGAACAUGGAGUUUAACUAUUUUGAUGAUACAUUACUUAGUCAAAAUGAAGAAGAAAAAGAAUUGUAUGAACUAUUAGAAAAAGGCAAUGAUUUAAAAAAAAAAAAAAAAGAAAGAAUUAAUUAUCAAAAUGAACUAUUAAAACGUAUUGUAAUAAAUGAUGAUGAUAAAAAAAUUGAUGAUGAUAAAAAUAAUAAUACUAUAAAAUUAACGGAUGCUUCUGAAUUUUGUAAAAGUAUAUACUUACCAUUAGAUACGCAUGAAAAUAUUAAAAAAUCAGCAUUGAAAAAAAAUGAUAAAAUAAAUGGUAUAGAAAUUGCAGUAUCCGAUCGCACAAAUAAUUCAAACCGACUUUCAAAACUAAAUCAUAAUGAUAAAGAUGAAAAUGAUAAAGAUUCAAUAAAAAAUGAUGAACAUGAUGAAAAAAAAAAAAAAAAAAAUGAAAAUAUAUAUGAUGAUGAAAUAGAUCUUUCAGAAAAUGGGGUAUCUGAAAUUUUUAAUGAAAUUAAAUUAGAUGAAGGCUUAUUUGGGGCAUUAGAAUAUUUGAAAACUAGAGGAGAAUUAAACAUAGAAGAUAAGAUUUAUAGAAAUCCUGAAAAUAAACCUUUGCAUAUGCCCACAGAUAAAAAUGAAAUAAAAAUUGAUUAUAAAAAUGAUACAGGAAAAGUUAUGACACCCAAAGAAAGUUUUCGAUAUAUUUCGUGGAUUUUUCACGGAAAAAAACAAGGUAAAAAUAAAUUAGAAAAAAAAAUUAAAAGAAUGGAAAUUGAACGUAGAUUUAAAGAAAAUCCAAUGGAAUCUCUUCCAACUUUAAAUGUUCUUAAAAAAGUUCAAGAAGUUCAAAAAAAAGUUUAUUUUACCCUAUCCAACAAUGGAUGA